Messenger RNA from Eufriesea mexicana, 2233 nucleotides. RefSeq names its product protein bric-a-brac 1. The record is from RefSeq and is a predicted model, not a curated record. Gene Ontology annotation, biological process: regulation of transcription by RNA polymerase II. The transcript is spliced from 4 exons. Gene Ontology annotation, molecular function: protein binding. Lineage: Eukaryota; Metazoa; Arthropoda; Insecta; Hymenoptera; Apidae. Gene Ontology annotation, cellular component: nucleus. The coding region runs from base 98 to 2233 and encodes 711 amino acids.
GUCACAGUGGGCCGGUUGAGCCUUCCUUCGUUCGAUUCAGGCAGGCUCUCUAUUCAUUUUACAUGUAGCAAGCAGGGUUGCGGGGUGCAGUUCAGACAUGGGAAGUGAGCAUUACUGCCUGAGGUGGAACAAUCAUCAGAGCAACUUGCUGGGUGUGUUCAGUCAACUGCUGGAGUCGGAGUCGCUGGUGGACGUGACACUGGCGUGCACGGAGGGACCUUCGAUACGUGCCCACAAGGUAGUCCUCUCCGCGUGCUCCAGCUACUUCCAGGCCCUAUUCCUCGACCACCCGAACCGCCACCCCAUAGUCAUCCUAAAGGACGUACGUUUCGCCGAGCUACGUACCCUCGUCGACUUCAUGUACAAGGGCGAGGUAAACGUCGAGUACUGCCAGCUAUCGGCCCUCCUCAAGACAGCGGAGAGCCUUAAGGUGAAGGGUCUAGCGGAUAUGACGAACAUCAACGCGGCGGUAGCGUCGAGGGACGAGCAGCAACAGCAGCAGCAACAACAGCAGCAGCAGCAACCGCAGCAACAACAGCAGCAGCAGCAACAACAGCAACAACAACAACAACAACAACAACACACGAGCACAUCCGAGGGUAUACAGCGCGAGACGUCGCGAGAACAUCACCGUGAACGCGAGAGCAUAAAGGAAGCGAGCAAUAAGGAGAGAGACAGGGAAGGAAACGCGUCCGGUGGCACGGGCUUGCCAUCGGCGGGGGUGAAAGAAUGCGAACAGCCCCAACAGAACCUACCCCAACCACCCACCAGCGAGUCCGUCGAGGCCGUAGAUAUGACGGACUGUCCGCCAUCGCCCACCGGACCCGGUAGCCCCUGUCCAGGACCGUUGGCGCUCGAUCGACCUAGGAGGGACUCCGAAGAUGCCGCCAGUCUAGAAGAAACGAGGGGUUCCCUUAGCCCGAUCUCGGUGCACAGUGGACCGUCGGAUAUGAGUCUAAGUAACAAUACCGGAAGCACGCCUGGUGUGCUACCGUUGAACCUGCCGCAGAGCCGGUUUCCGUCCCCGCACAGUACAGAGCCUCUCGCGGGCCCGUCGGGGUUACCCCCAGUCCAGCAAGUUCCACUUUCGUUAAAAAAAGAGAUGGACUGGGAAAGGUCGACCGAGGAGCGCAGUGCUAGCAGCGAAAUAUCCACGGAUUACAGACUCCCACCAGAUCCGGUGUCGCUGGCCCUCGGUUUGGAGGCAGGGGGUUGGGGUGCCCUUGUGGAACGCUCGGGUGGUGGCGGCGGAAGCGGUUCCCUGCUAGGUCACGGCGGUUUCGCCAGUCUGGCGGGGUUGGCGCGUCGCUGCGGCGUCUGUCUGGCGACGUUUCCUUCCGCCUGGUUGCUGGAACGACACGCGUUGCUGCAGCACGCUGGCCAGGCCAGCGACGACAAGCCGUUCACCUGCGAGCAAUGCGGCCAACGCUACCGCUACCGAUCCGCUUACGUGAAGCACCGAGAGCAGAACCAUCGGGCCCGUCUGCCGGCUGACAAGCUGUUCACCUGCGACGUCUGUGGUAUGCAGUUCAGGUAUCUCAAGUCGUUCAAGAAGCACCGGCUGAACCACGCGCUGGAGCGACUGCAACGUGCUCCCGAGCCUCAGGGUAGCGCGGUGGCAGUGUCAGCAGCGGCCGAGAGGAGCGACCAGGUGUCCAGUACCGGGGAACCGUCUCAGGUAGAGACGGGGAGCGACACCACCACCAACCCGGGCGAGGAGGAGACCAGAGGCACCUUCAACGAGAACGCUCGCGAGGAGAGCGUCUCGGAGACGGCGAGUGUUCACGAGAACCCCGGCGAGGCUGUCGAGGUGCAGAUGACAGAGGCUCCGACUGGCAACAGCGGGUCAGCGGGUGGCGGCAGCACCAGCGAGGUCGGCGACGCGGAUGACAACGCGGUGGACGACGACCGGUCAGAGGCGACCGAUCCUGUGAUCAGCCUGGCACGCAGCAGCCACGAGGUUGACAGGCGCGAGCGCCGUUUCGCCUGUCCCUUUUGCGGUAAGUGCGUCCGGUCCAAAGAGAACCUGAAGCUCCACGUGCGAAAGCACACCGGUGAAAGGCCGUUCGUCUGUCUGUUCUGCGGACGCGCGUUCGGUGGGAAGAGCGACCUGACCAGGCACCUCCGCAUCCACACCGGCGAGAGGCCGUACCACUGCGAGAUGUGCGGCAAAUGCUUCGCCAGGGCGGACUACUUGUCCAAGCAUCUCACCACGCAUAUACAUCAGCGUUAA